Coffea eugenioides is the source of this 2015-nucleotide messenger RNA. Its product is annotated as transcription factor bHLH112. The transcript is spliced from 7 exons. Gene Ontology annotation, molecular function: protein dimerization activity; RNA polymerase II cis-regulatory region sequence-specific DNA binding; DNA-binding transcription factor activity, RNA polymerase II-specific. Gene Ontology annotation, biological process: regulation of transcription by RNA polymerase II. Gene Ontology annotation, cellular component: nucleus. Bases 93 to 1490 code for a protein of 465 amino acids. The record is from RefSeq and is a predicted model, not a curated record. NCBI's taxonomy places the organism in Eukaryota, Viridiplantae, Streptophyta, Magnoliopsida, Gentianales, Rubiaceae.
AAGAGGACAGAGCUAGCCUCAAACAAAGAAGAGGAGAAAAGCUAAGAAAUCAAGAAACUAUUGCAAAUCAAGAAAGCAAUCAGAGAGCGGAGAUGGCAGAUGAGUUUCAAGGCGAGGUUUGUGGUGGGAGUUGGUGGAAUUCAUCAAGAAGCAUGUUUGGAUCGUCCCCUUGUUCAUCUGGGAUUCUUCAUGACUUGGGAAGCUUUGGAUGGUCGACUGACUUUCUAGACUCGAAAGCAAGGUCUAGUGAUGAUCAGUCUGGUAAUUCGGCUAACUCUGAUGGUUCUAUAGUGAUUCAAGAUUUGCAAAAACCCAACCAGCCUGAGUCAGCCAGCAACCUCUCUAUAGAUUCAACCCUCCAAAUUUUGGGUAUUGGCCUUUCAUCUCCAUCAACAACUGAUUGGGAUCGAGCUUUGAUGCAUGGGAGUAGUAAUGGAAGGUCUGAUCAAAGCAAUUACCAACCCAUGCUGCAAGAAGACCACAAUUCGAGCAUGAAUUAUCGGCAAGAAAGAGGGCUCGAUAGUUGUCCUGCCGAUCAGAUCCAAAAGGACUGGAGUAGUACUCUCAAGAACAACUUUUCCACCAUAGUUGAAGAAGAUUCUUCCAUUAACUCCUUUAAAUCUUCCGGGAAUCAGUCUUUGAAUUCCAUCACCACCUCAAGUCAAUGUACGGCGGCGACUUGUGCUGGUGUAUCCACCAGCUUUCCAAUUAGUUCAGCUUCCUACGGUUAUUCUUCAACUUUGCUGCAAACCCUUUUCGAUACUGAAGCAUCUCAACCACAACAAUCUUUAUACGGAACCCGGCCAAUGAACUAUCCAUCUACCACAAGUUACCAGAACGAGUUUUCACCUUCUUUGCCCAGAUUUUCUCCCUUGCCAAAGCUACAAAACACUAACAGCUUGCAACUCUCGACCAACCCGAACUUCUGUAAUGGAUCAGCUGCCGCUUUCAAUGAUUUGCGGGUCAACUUUUUCCCUUCAGUUCAGUCGCAGUUUCCCUCGUCAACGUUUAACGAGAAACCAAGUCUUCCGAGCAUCACUGCAAAGGUUAGUAAUGAUGGAAUCCGAGGUUUAGGGUCCGUGGCAAAGAAAAGUAGCAGUGAACCGGCAUUCAAACGUCCUCGUAUUGAAACACCAUCGCCAUUGCCAACUUUUAAGGUUCGAAAAGAGAAGUUGGGGGACCGAAUAACUGCCCUCCAGCAAUUGGUUUCACCUUUCGGAAAGACAGAUACUGCUUCAGUUCUCCAUGAAGCUAUUGACUACAUCAAAUUUCUACAUGAUCAAGUCAAUGUGCUAAGUACUCCAUAUUUGAAAAAUGGAUCACCCAUUCAGCGUCAACAGGCUUCGGAUAAAGUAAAGGAUCAAGAAGGGUCAAAAGAAGACUUGAAAAGUAGAGGGCUUUGCCUGGUGCCCAUCUCGAGUACCUUUCCAGUUGCUGCUGAGACUACAACUGAUUUCUGGACUCCGACAUUUGGGGGCACAUUUAGGUAGAGGAGGAGGAGGAGGAGGAGAAGAAGAAGAUAAUAAGCUCAAAACUUUACACGAAGGAAAUCAUAUAGUAUAUACUAGCUAAUAACAAGUUAAUCUCAUACUAAUCCUGAAAAGUUGGUUGGAUGAGUGAAAACUGAUCAGAUUGCUGUAGUAGUAUGCAUGUAUUGAAGAAAAAGCAAGACAGGAGAAAAGGGAAAAAGAGUAAGUGGCCCUCUCCAAGGAAGGGAAGCCAGCCAAUGCUGGGCCAUCUACAGGCAAACAUGAUGUAGCAGUGCAAAUGAUUAGGUACCAGGCUACCAGCCAAGGGAAAAUUAUAUAGAGAGCUGUAAGUUUCAAUGUUUUAAAUAGCUUAAUUUGAAGUUGAUUAGGAACAGGAACAGGUGCUAAAUUUAGCUGAAGGAUAUAGACGAAUUAGUUUCAGAGGACAUGUAUUGUUUGUGGAGCUGGAUUUAGCAGAUUAAGGGAAUUUUUGUUCCUGUUUCUUUAUUUAGAUUAUUUAAAUCAAGGGUUGUUACUUAAUUGUCA